Messenger RNA from Colletotrichum spaethianum, 582 nucleotides. RefSeq lists its product as uncharacterized. The transcript is spliced from 2 exons. Lineage: Eukaryota; Fungi; Ascomycota; Sordariomycetes; Glomerellales; Glomerellaceae. The record is from RefSeq and is a predicted model, not a curated record. The coding region runs from base 1 to 582 and encodes 193 amino acids.
AUGCCCGGAGGCGGUGGUGGGGGCAUGCCCGGAGGAGGAGGUGGUGGCAUGCCCGGCCCCGGUGGCGGCGGUGGUGGCAUGCCCGGUCCUGGUGGCGGUGGUGGUGGCAUUCCCGGAGGCGGAGGAGGAGGGCCUCCUGGAGGAGGUGGUGGUGGCAUUCCCGGAGGCGGAGGGGGAGGUCCUCCUGGAGGAGGCGGGGGAGGAGGGCCUCCUGGAGGAGGCGGUGGUGGCAUGCCCGGUCCUGGUGGCGGUGGUGGUGGUGGUGGCAUUCCCGGUCCUGGUGGCGGUGGUGGUGGUGGUGGCAUUCCCGGUCCUGGUGGCGGUGGUGGUGGUCGUGGAAACUCGUCAGAAGGAGGCGGUGUUGCAGGGCGUGUGGCUGUCAGGAGACUGGGAGGAAGAGGACCGCCCGGAGGAGGCGGUGGUGGCAUGCCCGGGCCCGGUGGCGGUGGUAGUGGCAUGCCCGGGCCCGGUGGCGGCUGUGGUGGCAUGCCCGGGCCCGGUGGCGGUGGUAGUGGCAUGCCUGGUCCCGGUGGUGGUGGCAUUCCCGGAGGACCAGGAGGUAGUUGUCGCCUUUGGUGUUGA